Messenger RNA from Cololabis saira (Pacific saury), 1024 nucleotides. RefSeq names its product somatolactin. Gene Ontology annotation, cellular component: extracellular region. NCBI's taxonomy places the organism in Eukaryota, Metazoa, Chordata, Actinopteri, Beloniformes, Belonidae. The transcript is spliced from 6 exons. Gene Ontology annotation, molecular function: growth hormone activity; growth hormone receptor binding. Bases 205 to 894 code for a protein of 229 amino acids. Gene Ontology annotation, biological process: positive regulation of growth; growth hormone receptor signaling pathway; positive regulation of tyrosine phosphorylation of STAT protein. The record is from RefSeq and is a predicted model, not a curated record.
GUUGGAGUGCAGAAACAGAUUUUUCCAACAACCUUCAUGGUGCUGGGGAGAGGUAACUUAAUCAUUCAUUGCAGGAGUGAUGACUUCCAUGAACUCAAAGGGACCUAAACAUCUGGGAAACAGCUACUGGAUCCAAUAUGGAGAGGCUUUAUAAAGUUGUCAGCAUGGCAGUGCAGCACAGAAAACCAAGAGAAAACCGACAGAAUGCAGAUGACAGUUAUUCAGCAGGGUCUGUGGGCUCUAUUGCUAUGGCCCGUUCUUACCAUGGGCAACCCUCUAGACUGUAGAGAAGAUCAGGCCAGCUUCACCCGCUGCCCUUCCAUCUCCCAAGAGAAACUUCUAGACCGAGUCAUCCAUCACGCCGAGCUCAUCUAUCGCGUCUCGGAGGAAUCGUGUUCUUUGUUUGAGGACAUGUUCAUUCCACUCCCUAUGAGGUUCCAGAGUAACCAGGCUGGCUAUGCAUGCAUCACAAAAGCCUUACCCAUCCCCAGCUCCAAGAGUGAAAUCCAACAAAUAUCUGACAAAUGGUUACUCCACUCUGUGCUGAUGCUGGUCCAAUCUUGGAUCGAGCCUUUGGUUUACUUGCAGAUGACGCUGGAUCAGUACGAUAACGCUCCAGACAUGUUGCUCAACAAGACAAAGUGGGUGUCUGACAAACUCAUCAGUCUAGAACAAGGGGUGGUGGUACUCAUUAAGAAGAUGUUGGAUGAGGGGACGGUUGCCACAACCUACAGAGAACAAGGUGUUUUCCAAUAUGACAUUCAGCCUGAGAUGCUGGAAUCUGUCAUAAGAGACUACACCCUGCUAAGCUGCUUCAAGAAAGAUGCCCAUAAGAUGGAGGCUUUCCUGAAGCUACUCAAGUGCCGUCAAACUGACACAUACAACUGUGCAUAAAACAUAAACUGCAGCUUUUACAUAGAAUAUUGUUUAGCUACCAAUUCAUUCCUGAUGACCAUGCCUUGGGCACUUAAACUUUGCUUGUAAUGAAAUGCAUUUCUUAUAGAUUGUUAAAACUGAGUAAGAA